CGGAGCAGAUGCACAACCACCAGGCGGGAGCAGCUCUGUUCAGCUACUAUGGAGCUCCGACUGGAGACAUGUACAAGUUUGUGUAACAGAAAUCUUGGAGCGCAUUUAUGAAAACACAGUUUGUUUAUUGAAGGAAAAACCGAGGAAGCAAAGAAGAGAGGAACAACUGAAGCAUCUUUUUUUAUGAGGAUGAAACCGAUGUUAGUCUUCGAGUGAUUCAGUCUACAGUAACACCAAGAAAAUGUAUCAUGAGAAGGCAGCGCUGACAACAAAUGCGAGAAGCACCUGAGCUCAUACUGCCUCCCUGUCCAGCAACAGUACUUUAAUGGUUGGAACUGCCCGCCCCAACCUACAUUACUGCCCUCGCAGACACAGCCUGAUGAUCACCGGUGCCAUGGGAGCGGUGCGAGUCAAUAGAUACAGCAUCGUUUCCACAGACGAAGAUGCCCUGAAGAUCUCCAGCUUAGGCCUCCACAACGGCCACAGUUCUCUGACUCAGCAGGCGCUGUCGGGGGCCUGCAUGCGGGCUGAAGAAGGAGGAGGAGGAGAGUGUCCAGGACGUGAUGAGGCAAGAGGGGCUUUGUCUUUGAGAGUAACAAAUGAGCCCAUCAUCCACAAAAGCUGCCGCGCUUCACCUUCAUGUCGUCUGGGCCUGGAUCUGGGCACCGGCCACCUGCGCAGCCGCUUUGUGAGAAAGAACGGCCAGUGCAACGUGGUGUUCAACAACAUGGAAGAUAAGCCACGGCGCUACCUGGCUGACAUUUUCACCACCUGCGUGGACAUACGCUGGCGCUAUCUGCUGCUCAUUUUCACCACCACCUUCCUUCUGUCUUGGCUGCUGUUUGGCGUGAUCUUCUGGGGGGUGGCGCUCAUUCACGGAGACUUUAGCUUUCGCAUACCCGUGAAGGAAGGGGAUCCUCGAAACAACGUAGGGGACGGAAAAGACGAAUGGCGGCCAUGUAUUCUCCACAUCCAGGGUUUCAUCGGGGCCUUCCUUUUCUCCAUAGAGACCCAGACCACCAUUGGAUACGGCUUCCGGUGUGUUACCGAAGAGUGCCCAGCCGCUGUGAUGACUGUGGUGGUCCAGUCCAUCGUGGGCUGCAUUAUUGACUCCUUCAUGAUCGGCACCAUCAUGGCAAAGAUGGUGCGCCCCAAGAAGCGGGCGCAGACCUUGCUGUUCUCGCAUAAUGCCGUCAUCGCUCUGCGAGAUGGCAAGCUGUGCCUCAUGUGGCGCAUGGGCAACAUGCGCAAGAGCCACAUUGUUGAAGCACAUGUUCGCGCUCAGCUCAUUAAGCCGCACGUGACGGCGGAGGGCGAGUACCUCCCUUUGGAGCAAACAGACAUUGAUGUCGGCUAUGACGACGGGCUGGACCGGCUGUUUCUGGUGUCGCCGCUGGUGGUGGUCCACGAGAUCAACAAGAACAGUCCUCUGUAUAACCUGACCCGCAACGACCUGCUCAAGGAAGACUUUGAGAUCGUGGUCAUCCUGGAGGGGAUGGUGGAGGCCACAGCUAUGACCACUCAGGCCCGCAGCUCCUACUUGUCCAAGGAGAUCCUGUGGGGUCACCGCUUUGAGCCGGUGGUCUUUGAGAAGGGUGACCGUUACCAGGUGGACUACUCCCGCUUCCAUAAGUCCUACGAAGUGCCAUCUACGCCUCACUGCAGUGCCAGGGAACUAAACCAGAUGAUGGGUCGUAGCGGGCAGUCCUCAUCCUCCAGCUCGAGUUACUCCCGGUCUCCAUCGCCAUUUGCCCAGAGGGCAGCCCGCCACAUCCUGGGCCCUCACUCCCCCAGCGCUUUCUGCUACGAGAACGAGGUGGCCUUGUGCUGCGGGGACGACGAGGAGGAUGUGAAAGAGGAGGUGGGGAGUCUGAACGUAAGAAGUGACAGAGAGGUAAAGAUAAGGGAUGACAUUCACUUGGGAUUCAAAGAGACAUUUGUGGAGGAGCAGAAGGUGGAGAUGCUGUGCGUUCUGGACUCAGAGAAUCAGAUCAGCCUUGACAGACUACAGCCCACCCUACCUUUAUACAUCAGCAGAGAGUCAGGAGUUUAAUCAAUGGUAAUGGCGGCCCAUCCAUUUGUUUCCUCUCUUUGUCUGUGUGCAUCCAACCAAAGUAUUGAACUAGUUUGAACAUAAAAGAUUUUUUACAGCUGUCACAAAAUCCACUCGGCUUUCGAUCAUAACUUGCUCUGUUUCCAGGUAUUACACUUUCAGUUGUAACAUCAGCAUCUAAACAACGCACAGCUCAUCUUCUUUUGAACAUGGCGACCGGGUAUUUCUCUCAAAUCAUGAGGUAUCUUGUAAACUGUAUUGCUUUCUUGUUUUAGUCAAUAUGAUCUACAGUUAAGUCAAGUUUUUUUGUUCUUGAUUUCCAUUGAGUAUUUGUAAAUAUGAUAUGAUUUUGUUUUAAUUUUGAAAUGAUUAUGCAUCAUAUACAUAAAUGCUAUGAGAGAAAAAUCCAUUUAUUUGAAAGGAGGCAUGACACAAAUGCCAAACUUCAACAGACUUAUUUUCUCUGUGUAAAAAAUAAAAUAUUUCAGUAUUUUGAACUUCUGUCUUUCUGCUUGAGUUCUGUUACUUUUCACAUUAGAUAAAUAAGCCUUUUAUUCCAUUGUUCUAAUCACUUGAAACGGGCCAUGAAAAGUUAGUCCAACAUGUACAGUUGAAGAACAAGCACUUUAUUCUUACUUUCAUCAAUAGAUACAAACACUUUGCAACAGCGUUAUGGUUUGUAUGAACAAAGCACCCAAUAAACAACAGUCUACACUGUUAAUGCUUGAAUUGUCUCUGUUGAGUCUCUAUUGCACAUCCCCUCAAUGUUUCAACAGUCCAGCCAUGAUGAUUACCACCUGUUUCUGGAUAGACGAGA
Molecule: messenger RNA, 2870 nt
Organism: Anarrhichthys ocellatus (wolf-eel)
Lineage: Eukaryota; Metazoa; Chordata; Actinopteri; Perciformes; Anarhichadidae
Product: ATP-sensitive inward rectifier potassium channel 12-like
Exons: 3
Coding region: 326-2053 (575 amino acids)
Biological process (GO): potassium ion import across plasma membrane; regulation of monoatomic ion transmembrane transport
Cellular component (GO): plasma membrane
Molecular function (GO): inward rectifier potassium channel activity
Source: RefSeq, a predicted model, not a curated record